Molecule: messenger RNA, 1058 nt
Organism: Ylistrum balloti
Lineage: Eukaryota; Metazoa; Mollusca; Bivalvia; Pectinida; Pectinidae
Product: DNA polymerase epsilon subunit 3-like
Exons: 4
Coding region: 96-608 (170 amino acids)
Biological process (GO): leading strand elongation; DNA damage response; heterochromatin formation
Cellular component (GO): epsilon DNA polymerase complex; CHRAC
Molecular function (GO): chromatin DNA binding; protein heterodimerization activity
Source: RefSeq, a predicted model, not a curated record
UGGCGGGAAAUAAACAAAAAGAGUAAUGCUUGCAUAUACCUCGUGAUUAAAGAGUCGGAAAAGAACAGUUCUAGACGUUGUUACAGAAAGAAACCAUGGCUGAGAGACCUGAAGAUCUUAACCUCCCUAAUGCUGUUGUAACCAGAAUCAUCAAAGAUGCUAUUCCAGAUGGUGUUAAUGUAUCGAAGGAAGCCAGAUUGGCCAUCUCUAAAGCUGCCAGUGUGUUUGUGCUGUACGCCACUUCAUGUUCCAACAACUUUGCCUUGAAGGGAAAGAGGAAAACUAUCACUGCCCAAGAUGUGAUGUCUGCCAUGGACGACAUGGAGUUUGAACAUUUUGUGGAACCUCUGCAACACUGCCUGGAGUCCUACAGAUUAGGUCAGAAAAAUAAGAAGGAAGCAGCAUCCGAGAGAAAGAAGAAAACCCAGGUAGAAGUAGCAGUGGCAGAAGAGUAUGGAGAGGAAAAUGGAGGUGAAGAGGAUGGCGAUGAGGAUGAUAGUGGAGAGGAUGUGCAACAGAACCAGAACAACAGUUCUACAAGUAAGGACAAUGAUGCUGAGGCACAAGAAGAUAGUGAUGUAGUAGAAAUUUCAGACGAGGAUGGUUGAGAAUUACUGUGAAGUUUGGUGUGAAAGCAGAAAACUUUUACAUGGAAUUACAUGAAACAAGCUAACUUGACUCAUGGAAGUUGCUUGUGAUAGGACAAAAGCAUGGUGUAUUUAAAAUGAUUUGAAGACAACAGAUUUACCCCUUGGUAAUGUCAUGAUUUCCUUUUCAAUAUUGCUUGGAGGAGCUCUUGCUCUUUUCAUCUGAUUCAGCCAAGCAAGCUCCAAUACCUAUUUGCAAAUUUAUUAUGAAACUUUGAAGUCAUCAUUUCAUCAACCUUCAAGAAAGGACACUUUCUUUGAUGAGGAUAGUCAAUUAAAUCCUGGUUUUACAAACAUUAAACUGACAUUGACAUCAUGUUAUACUGACAACAGUCAGUGAGGAAUUUUGUUAAGAUGUUAUCACAUUGUAAAUAUAAGAAAGUACUUUAAUAAAUCAAGUGAUUAUUAAAU